CGAAUCAUAUAAAUUGACCGGCCGCAGAGCAGAGACUUCGUAGAAUCCAUCGAAACUUUGCCGGUGAUUAGUAGCAGAAGUUUCCUCGAAAAUGCGCACAUUUGUUUGCCUUGCCCUGGCGACCAUUCUCCUGGUCGCCGGCUCAUCAGCAGCCACAUAUGAUCCUGUGGCGGCGCAACUUCUGGAUGUGGAUGCAGGUGUCCAGGCUCCGGUGGCAGAACGUCAAGCUCGCCAGUUUGGCGGUGGCUUUGGAGGAAGUCCAGGCGGCGGCUUUGGCGGUCCGGGAGGCGGUUUUGGAGGACGUCCAGGCGGCGGAUUCGGAGGUCCAGGCGGUCAAGGAGGUUUCGGAGGUCCAGGCGGUCAAGGAGGUUUCGGAGGUCAAGGAGGUUUCGGAGGUCCAGGCGGUCAAGGAGGUUUCGGAGGUCCAGGCGGUCAAGGAGGUUUCGGAGGCGGUGGCUUUGGAGGACGUCCAGGUGGCGGCUUUGGCGGUCCGGGAGGCGGCUUCGGAGGAGCUGGCGGUUUUCGAGGCUAGAAACCAAGCAGCAAUCAUCUGUGACUGACUUAGCAUAACCCGCUAGAAAUAGACUUUGAAAUCAAAGUGCAAUCAAGCACGCUCUAAUUAAGUUCGAAAUACAUUUGCCCCUCGUCUUUGAUUCACUUAA
Drosophila simulans is the source of this 662-nucleotide messenger RNA. RefSeq names its product glycine-rich cell wall structural protein. Bases 92 to 532 code for a protein of 146 amino acids. Lineage: Eukaryota; Metazoa; Arthropoda; Insecta; Diptera; Drosophilidae. The transcript has a single exon. The record is from RefSeq and is a predicted model, not a curated record.